CAAUUUUAUUAUAAUAUGAUUAGCUAGAAGCCUUAUCUUUUCAUAUUAUCUUAUCAAUUUGAAACACUCAAUUAUAAAGUGUUAUUCGAUCAGUCAACACUAUAAGGUGUUGUGGUAUAAUUUUUUCAAGAAAAAUGGCCCAAAAGCCAUUUAAAGUGUUAGUGAUAUUAUGCGUCCUAAUAUCAACAAGUUAUGGCCGAGAGGGCAACAAGGAAAAUCCCGUAUGUGACAUUUCCAUAAGAGAUACUGACAAUCUCACUUUGAAUUGCUCAAGAAAAGAUAUAACUACCAUUCCUACAAGUUGGCCUGCAGAAAUAAAUAAUAUAGAACAAGCGGGCGACGUGCUGAUAACAUUUUUCUACAACAACAUAGUGAAUGUAACCCAACUUCCGGAGGUACCAGGCAACAAGAUCGCCAUCAUACUCAAGUCAAAUAAGAUCUCAGAAAUCGAGAACGAUGCAUUUAGAAAUAUACACGGCAUGGUAUACUUAGACUUGAGCAACAACUCCAUAACAGGGGAGGUGUUAAGAAGUGAAAUUUUCCAAGGCCCAUACAAGGAUGGUAUAUACAGUAAAAUCGCCUUGGAGACCUUGAAUCUUGGACAUAAUGAGAUACAUUCAUUGGACAGAUACUUAUUCCAGUAUACUCCGAAUUUAACGAGAUUGUAUCUGAACAAUAACCCUAUUGAGACACUAGAUCACGUCACCAUCCUUGCUUUGUCGAGCGCCGUCAAUUUAGAGGUUCUUGACUUGUCGUCAACGGAGAUCGACAGCAUACCUUUAAACGCUUUCAGAGGUUUAGAGAAACUGCAGCAUAUUGAUUUGUCUAAUAACAAAUUUGUUACCGUACCGGAAAGUCUAAGGCUGGUUGGGAGUACUCUCAAGUAUCUUACAUUUAAUAAAAAUCCAAUUGUGGAACUCAACGAUGACAGUUUCAUGGAUUUAUCAAAUUUAAUAGAACUGGAAGUCGCUGAAAAUGAAUAUCUCGAAGAAAUAAAGCGCAGUACAUUCACGCCACUUAAGAACUUGAGAGUACUCCGGAUCAGUCACAAUAAGAACCUGCGCUAUAUUAACCACAACGCGUUCCGAGGCAUGAAAGACAAAUGGACUUUGAAAGAGGUUUACCUGGAUGACAAUCACUUGAACGAACUAUCAACAGACUUGUUGCCAUGGAAUAAGUUAGAAGUAUUGGGUAUGACAGGAAACAACUGGCUAUGCAACUGUGAUCUAAACAAUAUUGUUACAUCACAAGGUGCUGGUACAAAAUUCAAACCAGGAGAAAUCCCUUACUGUGCAGAACCAAUGAAAUUCAGUGGAAUAUAUGUAACUAAUAUAACAAUACCAUUUUGCCCUACACUUGAUCACACUUUUGCAACUAAGAAGGGUUUCAGCUUAUCAGAUAUGAAACCAAAACAUGUUCUAUGGAGUAUAUUUGGAGUAGCUAUGGUAGCAGCUUUUGGUUUAGUUCUUGGGCUGUUCAUCAAUAAAAUUACUUUAUACAUAAAGUACAGGAAUCAGCCAGUUCCUUAUGGCCUCCUUCCAUCAGAUACUGUCAAUGCUUGAAGUAUUUAUUUAAUAACUAAUGAUUCAGAUUAGAUUAUUGCUUAUUUUUUAUAAUAAAAUUAUUUAACAAAAGAUACUUAAUAUAUGCACAUAUAUUUUUAAAUAAAUAAUAUAUAUUAUGAA
This is a messenger RNA of Galleria mellonella (greater wax moth), 1685 nucleotides long. Its product is annotated as chondroadherin-like. The transcript is spliced from 8 exons. Gene Ontology annotation, molecular function: protein binding. Lineage: Eukaryota; Metazoa; Arthropoda; Insecta; Lepidoptera; Pyralidae. Gene Ontology annotation, cellular component: plasma membrane. The record is from RefSeq and is a predicted model, not a curated record. Bases 135 to 1562 code for a protein of 475 amino acids.